UGUCACACUGCGAAGGGGCCAGCGUUCGGCGGACACAAGCUGCCCAAGGCCCCCAGCAUCAGCCUGUCGCAGACCAAGGGUGCAGGCAAAGGUCAGCUUGCGGUCUCCCAGCAAGUGCUGCGGGACAAGGACGCCGAGAUCCUGCGCCUCAAGCAAGCCCUGCAGGACAACAAGCUCAAGGAGGCGACAGGUGGCUCAGCCCUGUUGCCAGAGGCCGAUGCGGCCAAUGACCCUGAGCACAAGCGCCUCAACGAGAUCGCCGCCUCACUACGUCAGCUGGGCACGCCGUCGGAGGCCAUCCUCAUCAAGGCCAAGAGUGAUCUCAUUGCGGAGAGGGAUGCGAUCAAGUCCAAGUUGGUUUCCAGCAAGCCAUAUGCGGCCCAGGUGCAGCACUGGACGACUCGCAUCGAAGCCAUUCAGCUCCAAGAGGCCAAGCAGCAGAAGACUAUUGCUAGCCUCCAGGAGCAGCAAGCGGACAUCGCUGCCCAGCUUGCCCAAGCUGAGAAGCUGGCCAGUGAGCUGGCCACGGAGAGGAUGGAUCUGGAGGCGCAGCGACAUGCCGUCGCCACGAAAGGACCUGUCCCCGUCCCAGGCCAGUUCAAUCUCACCACGAUGGUGCCCGCCCUCGACUUGUCGGUCCAGCAGCUGGGAGAGCUCCUCUCGGGAGUUGGAGCCGACGAAACCCUCAAAGGUGUCGUCGAGAAGUCCUUCGCAGCCCUGCGUGAGCUUAAGACGAAGGCCGAGGCCAAGCCGCCUGCUGCGCCACCGACUGCACCACCCAGGGCAGACAUGCCGUCGGCCGAGGAGGUGCGUGCGGCAGACACGACGGCAGUUCCCAUGGACACGGACGACAUUGAGGAGCUCAAAGCAUAUUACCGUGACAUCACAGGCAGCGAACCGCCCGAGGAGGAGGACCAGAUCAGAGCCGCCGCCAAGAGGUGGAUCGCCGCUGCCGAGAACUAUGCCAAGAAGCGCCGUGUGGGCCAGGACGAUGCGGCACCUGGUGCAAGUUCAGGCGUGGACCCGACAUGUUGCCUCAAGCAGAUGAUGCAGUGGACUGGGUUUCGUGAUCUCGCAGUGCUGGUCUUCAUGCUGGCGCUGUCUGUGCAUCUAAUGGGGAGUUUUACUUUAUCGUCGUAUCUUGAUGUCAAGCUGUUCGUGCGCGUUGUCGUGAUCAGCUACCACUUUCUCAUCAGCGGAGUUGUGUGCAUCAACUUCUGUAUCGUCUGCGCAGGCAUUGCGCUGGCCUACCACUUCAGCCACUACCAAUGGGAUCUAAUAUCAGAUCCAG
This is a messenger RNA of Prorocentrum cordatum, 1291 nucleotides long. Lineage: Eukaryota; Dinophyceae; Prorocentrales; Prorocentraceae. The record is from the annotation of a GenBank genome assembly.